AUGCAGAUGUGCCGCUGGAUCCUGAAACCGAUCGGCAUGUCGGCACCCGAUCUACGGUCACCGUCGCCGUGCGAGCGGCUCGUCUCGGCGGCGUUGAUCCUCACGUGCUUCUCCGCUCUGUGGUUCGUCCUGAUACCCGCCGGGAUCUACACGCUGUUUCGCGAGAAAAACAUCAACAUCCAGGUCAAGCUCUUCGGUCCGGUCGGCUUCUGCCUGACCAACACGAUCAAGUACUGUUACUACGGCGCGCGCGCCGCCGCGUUCGGACGGUGCAUUCGACACGUCGAGGACGAUUGGCGGGUGGUACGGCAGCAGGAUCAUCGCGAGACGAUGCUGAGGAACGCGCUGGUGGGACGCAGGAUCACCACGCUGUGCGCGAUCUUUCUCUACACCGGCGGACUGUCCUACCACACGAUCAUGCCGUUAUCCUCCAGACAGAGGAUCGACGAGAACUACACGAUGAGACUGCACACCUAUCCCGGCUACGAUCUGUUCUUCGAUCCCGUAGCCAGUCCGGCUUACGAGAUC
Wasmannia auropunctata (little fire ant) is the source of this 528-nucleotide messenger RNA. RefSeq lists its product as uncharacterized. NCBI's taxonomy places the organism in Eukaryota, Metazoa, Arthropoda, Insecta, Hymenoptera, Formicidae. The annotation marks the transcript as partial. The transcript has a single exon. The record is from RefSeq and is a predicted model, not a curated record.